ACGGCGUAGAUAUACAACUCAUACAUCCAAGUGGGCCCCACGGUCAGGGUCUCACCCAUAUCGCUGAAUCCCAGUUCGCAGCCAAGUCGCAUCCUUCUCGGGGCAGCUGGGUUGUGGCUUCAAAAUCCUGGCGCCAGCUCUCCGCAGCACAACAACGGCCAUCCCUGUCUCAAGACUUUCAAACAAACACUUCGCGGGCAAGAGGAAGGAAGAAGGGAGAUAAUAGAAAAAGCAAAAGAGAGAUGUUAUCUCGCAUGCUCUCUCCAUCAAAGCUCAAGCACUUCAUUCCCCUCAUCUCCUCCUUGCACUCCCCUCCAAAACCCUUGCAAACCUCUUUCAGACCAAUUUCCUCAUCUCCUCCCACAAUCCCACCUUCCCUUCCCAAUCCACCCCCCAACUUCCGCAGCGAUGGAAGCAUUGAAUCGAUCCCAUCCGUCGCCUCUUCCGAUCUUCCCGUCUGUCCCGGCUGCGGCGUCUACAUGCAAGACUCCCACCCCAAGCUCCCCGGGUUCUUCAUCCGUCCCUCGCCGAAAGACCCCGACUACCGUAUCCGUGUCUACAGAACCCCUAUUGCUGACGAACCCGAAAUAUCGGAUUCCCUUAAAAGAGGUCAUCUGCCAGAGCCGGAAUUGCCCCCAGAGAGUAGCAAUAACUCUUCCCCCGAAAAGCCCAUCGUCUGCGCCCGGUGCCACUCCUUACGUCAUUAUGGCAGGGUCAAGGAUGCCGCUGUUGAAAAUCUGCUCCCGGAUUUCGAUUUCGACCACACGAUUGGUAGGAGGCUGGCGAGCGCGUCCGGUACGAGGUCGGUUGUUUUGAUGGUUGUUGAUGCUUCCGAUUUUGAUGGAUCGUUCCCCCGGAGGGUCGCUCAGUUGGUGUCGAGCACAAUCGAUGAGAAUUCUUCCGCAUGGAAGCAGGGGAAGUCUGCAAACGUCCCCAGGGUUGUUCUUGUUGUGACCAAAAUCGAUCUCCUCCCUCCGUCGCUCUCGCCAACGAGAUUGGAGCAUUGGGUUCGGCAGCGGGCCCGGGAGGGUGGGGCGAGUAAACUGACCAGUGUCCAUCUUGUGAGUGCGGUGAGGGAUUGGGGAUUAAACAAUCUUGUCGAGGAUGUUCGGGAGUUGGCAGGGGCCAGAGGGAAUGUUUGGGCCAUUGGGGCGCAGAAUGCGGGGAAAUCAACAUUGAUUAAUUCAAUAGGAAAGCAUGUCGGGAGGAAGCUUACACACCUGACAGAAGCACCAGUGCCCGGGACGACACUGGGGAUUAUUAGAGUUGAAGGAAUUCUUCCGGGGCAGGCAAAGUUGUUUGACACACCGGGGAUUUUGCACCCGUAUCAGAUUUCGACGAGGUUGACAAGGGAAGAGCAGAAGCUGGUUCAUAUUGGCAAGGAGUUGAAGCCAAGGACUUACAGACUCAAGGCUGGUCAUUCAGUUCAUAUUGCUGGACUCAUUCGACUGGAUGUAGAAGAAACAUCGGUAGACUCUAUUUAUGUCACUGUGUGGGCAUCACCUUAUCUACCACUUCAUAUGGGGAAAAUGGAGAAUGCAAUCACAAUGGUUGAAGCCCAUUUCGGACGGCAGUUGCAGCCACCUAUCGGUGAGAAACGGGUUGCAGAGCUUGGAAAAUGGGUGCGAAGGGAGUUCAGCGUUUCAGGGAACAGCUGGGAUGCCAGUUCCGUGGAUGUUGCUGCUGCUGGUCUUGGUUGGUUUGCUGUAGGACUUAAGGGAGAGGCAGUUUUAGGUGUUUGGACAUACGAUGGAGUCGAUGUUACAUUGCGCAGUUCAUUGAUCCCUCAUCGAGCACAGAUGUUCGAAGUCACGGGGUUUACAGUUUCAAAGAUUGUUUCCAGAGCUGACAGUUCUGUGAACAAGCAGCACUCGAGCAGAAAAGAGAAAAAGCAGAGUGACAGCAAGGAAACAGUUUCUGAUGAAAUGGUUUCUGAUGCUGCAUCAGAAUCAGCAGUUAGUACAGAUAGAGGUGCCUGAUAACCAGCUUCGGCAGCAGCAGCAGUGAUGGCUUACAACUUUAGCAAAAGAGGGGAGCCAUUUUUCUCUUCAGAAGGUAAGAUGCCAGUCCUGCAUUUCUCCACCAACCGCAAAGUAUCAACGGGAACUCUAGUUGGGAAGCCAGCAGCAGACCCAACGAAAGGAAGAGCUCUAGGAGGAGUUAAAAUGUAAAAGAUUGCAAUAUAACCGAAGUUUGAAAGGUGAAUUAGUUGGCAUUAUCUUCUCAACCAUGUUAGAAAGUAGGACAGUUCAAGAGCAAUGAUGAGCCUCUUGCUUAAUGGUAAGAUCAGCAAGGUUUAAGAAGAAACAUUCAAGUGAGCAUUCAGAUCUCAAGUCUCUGUUGCUGCUAUCACUAAAGAAGGCAUUUAUGAAUCCCUCAUUUCAGUGUACAAAGCCACAGCAAGACUCAUCUUGUAUGUGCUGGGAAGUUUUGUAACCAGAUUUUGUUCAAGUGCGCACGCGUGCAUGUUUGUUGCUGUUUAACUGGAAUCAGCUUUAGGCUACAUGCUCAUGUCCCAUCAACUUUCAGUACAUACCUAUGAAAAAUGGUGUCUGGUAAGUGGGUAAUAAUAUGAAGAGACACUACUCUAAUUGAUUUGUGUA
Magnolia sinica is the source of this 2603-nucleotide messenger RNA. RefSeq names its product GTP-binding protein BRASSINAZOLE INSENSITIVE PALE GREEN 2, chloroplastic. Gene Ontology annotation, molecular function: GTP binding. Gene Ontology annotation, cellular component: mitochondrion. The record is from RefSeq and is a predicted model, not a curated record. The transcript is spliced from 3 exons. Bases 243 to 1979 code for a protein of 578 amino acids. Lineage: Eukaryota; Viridiplantae; Streptophyta; Magnoliopsida; Magnoliales; Magnoliaceae.